AUGUCAAUCAAGCGGGUCCUAGUCAUUGCGGGAUCUGAUAGCUCCGGUGGCGCGGGGUUGGAAGCUGAUCAAAGAGUUCUCGCCGCCCAUGGCUGCUAUGCUCUCACUGCUACAACGGGAUUGACGGCCCAGAACACUCUUGGCGUGCAGGACAUUUUCGUCAUCCCAGCCGAGUUCGUCAGAAAGCAGAUCAAUGCUGGCUUAGAAGAUGUCGGUGCCGAUGUGGUCAAACUCGGUAUGCUGUCGUCUGCCGAGACGAUCAAUGUCAUCGCGGAAACAUUGCAAACCCAUCGAGUUCCCUCUGUUGUCCUCGAUCCGGUUAUGGUAUCCACGAGUGGAUCGGAGCUGCUUCCUGAACAGGCCGUGAAAGAGCUUCGCACGAAACUGCUCCCCAUCACGACAAUCUUAACCCCAAACAUCCCCGAAGCACAGCUCUUGCUCAAGGAUGCUGGAGCAGAAGCCCCCGAGCCAGCGGAUCUCGCCGGAAUGAUUGACCUGGCCAAGAAGAUCUGCUCGCUAGGGCCCAAGGCAGUGCUUCUCAAGGGUGGCCAUAUUCCUCUAACGAAGGAACACAAGACUGCCAUAAACCUGCAAGAAGCGACCACGGUCAUCGAUAUUCUCUUUGAUGGAGAACAAACAACUUUGUUUGAGACGGACUACUUGGUCUCGAAGAACACGCACGGCACCGGUUGCUCGCUCGCCUCGGCAAUCGCCGCCAACCUGGCCCAAGGAAAAGACAUGGUGAGAGCCGUUCGUAGCGCCGUGCGAUUUGUCGAAGCGGGAAUCAAGACCAGCACCGACUUGGGUAAAGGCAGUGGGCCCAUCAACCAUUUCCACUCGAUCUAUACCAUGCCCUUUGCACCUGGCCGGUUCCUGGAAUACAUCAUGGACCGCCCCGAUGUCCAGCAGAUCUGGCAGACCUUCACCCAUCACGAGUUUGUUGAAGGUUUGGGCAAGGACUAUCUCUACCUAGUUCAAUUCGCUCGCAGUAAUGCACUUGCAUCAUACAAGGCGAAAAGUAUGGACUCAAUAGCGGCGUCCGCUCAGAUUGUUCUACACAUUGAGCGAGAGAUGGCUCUGCAUGUGGAUUACUGCGCUUCCUUUGGCCUCUCUAAGGCGGACAUGAUGGCCCACAAGGAAACUAUCGCAUGUACCGCGUACAGCCGAUACAUUCUUGAUGUGGGCCAAUCGGAAGAUUGGCUCGCACUGCAGAUGGCAUUAGCACCUUGUCUUAUUGGAUACGGUACUAUUGCCAACCGACUCCAUACCGACUCUGAAACUCUUCGUGAAGGAAAUCAAUUCUGGAAGUGGGUUGAGAAUUAUGUCGCCAAGGACUAUUCCGAAGCCGUGCGACUUGGAUCAGAAUUGCUAGAAAGUCACAUGAAGUUGGUUUCUCCAAGUCGCAUGGAGGAGUUGAUUAAGAUUUUUAUCCGGGCUACAGAGCUGGAAAUUGGUUUCUGGGAUAUGGGUUUAAGCGAAAAGAAGCUGUGA
This is a messenger RNA of Penicillium maclennaniae, 1491 nucleotides long. RefSeq lists its product as uncharacterized. Gene Ontology annotation, molecular function: hydroxymethylpyrimidine kinase activity; phosphomethylpyrimidine kinase activity. The record is from RefSeq and is a predicted model, not a curated record. The coding region runs from base 1 to 1491 and encodes 496 amino acids. The transcript has 10 exons. Lineage: Eukaryota; Fungi; Ascomycota; Eurotiomycetes; Eurotiales; Aspergillaceae. Gene Ontology annotation, cellular component: cytosol. Gene Ontology annotation, biological process: thiamine biosynthetic process.